GAGUGGGAGGAUACCGUCGACUUUGCUAUCCAGCGCUUCGACGAGCUCCCCCAUCGCCUCUUUGGCGUCAACCAGCACAUGAUCAUCAACUAUGAGCUCAAAGAGGCCCUGCGCGUCAUGCUGCGCCAGUUUAAUGCGCCCAUCGUCUACUGUUUUGCCUACGGAUCCGGCGUCUUCCCCCAGGAAAAGGCCGGCCGUAGCAUUAGCGAAGCCGAAUUCCGCGCUGUCCAUCCCAAGCCCCCCGAAGCGCUGGUCAAGGCCCAAAAGGGAUCGCCCAAGAUGAUUGACUUCAUCUUCGGCGUCACGCACACAGAGCACUGGCAUUCCAUCAACAUGAAGCAGCAUCGGGAUCAUUACUCGGGCAUCGCCUCGCUCGGCUCGGGCUUCGUCUCAAGGGUCCAGAACUGGGGCGCCGGUGUUUACUUCAACCCCUACAUCGAGAUGAACGGCAUGCUUAUCAAGUACGGGGUUACAAGCAUCGACAACCUGGUUAAGGACCUGUCGACUUGGGAGAACCUCUACUUAGCAGGGCGCCUGCAGAAGCCGGUCAAGAUUCUGCGAGACCAUCCGCGAGUCCGCCUGGCAAAUCAGAUUAAUCUCAUUGCUGCCGUGCGAACAGCCCUUCUUCUGCUGCCGCCCGACUUCAGAGAGGCCGAUUUGUACAACACCAUUGCCGGCCUCAGCUACCUCGGCGAUCCGCGAAUGGCACUCCCCACAGAAAAUAAGAGCAAGGUCGACAACAUUGUCUCCAACAACAUGGUUCACUUCCGACGACUCUAUGCCCCGCUCAUCCGAACUCUUCCCAACGUGGCCUUUGUUGAUCCGGUCCGGCUGGACGACGAGAACUGGAUCCUGAACCCGGACGCCAACGCCAGGCUGCAGCAGGACAUGGACCUGGUGAAGCGAGGCAACAUGGUUAGGCGCCUGCCCGGCAGCUUCAGGUCCCGGCUCUACUUCCAGUACCGCAAGAAGUUUGGCAUCCCCCAAGACGAGUUCAAGGCCAUGAUGGCGGCGACCUCUGACCAAGACGGGGCCGUCAAGCGCCGGCAGGCGGGCGAGUUUGAGAAGCGGAUCGCCGCAGACGAUCCCGAGGAGCUUCGGCGGAUCACCCGGCAGGUCAUCAAGCAGACGGUCAACUGGCCGAGCACCGUGCAGAGCAUCAAGGGACUGAUGAUGGGCGGCUUCAAGAGGUCGUGGCGGUACCUGGGCGAAAAGAUGGCCAAGUGGAAGAAGGGCAGGGCCGAGAAGGCUUCUGGAAGCAAACAGGAGCCGUCAAAGAAGGCUCUAGAUGCUGAAAAGGCGUCGAAGAAGGAAGAGUAA
Trichoderma reesei QM6a is the source of this 1320-nucleotide messenger RNA. RefSeq lists its product as uncharacterized. Gene Ontology annotation, cellular component: mitochondrion. The coding region runs from base 79 to 1320 and encodes 413 amino acids. The record is from RefSeq and is a predicted model, not a curated record. The transcript has a single exon. Gene Ontology annotation, biological process: CDP-diacylglycerol biosynthetic process; cardiolipin biosynthetic process. Lineage: Eukaryota; Fungi; Ascomycota; Sordariomycetes; Hypocreales; Hypocreaceae. Gene Ontology annotation, molecular function: phosphatidate cytidylyltransferase activity.